Messenger RNA from Klebsormidium nitens, 1616 nucleotides. The record is from the annotation of a GenBank genome assembly. Lineage: Eukaryota; Viridiplantae; Streptophyta; Klebsormidiophyceae; Klebsormidiales; Klebsormidiaceae.
CGUUGGACUACGGUAUAUCAGAUUGUUGUCCAAAAGACAAUCUCUUCAACUGCCUAGGACAGUCGAUGUUGUCUGGAGCGUGGGCAGAGCCCGAUCAGGCUUCAGGAGGCGCAGAGCACACGUAAUCGCAGCGGUGUGACCAGCUCCAAACGACUGGAAAUUCAACAGGGGGUCCGAACAGUGUGGCCUCUUCAUUGACCACUGUACCACCACCAUCAGGCACUCUCCGAGCUGUCCAGGGACUAAUGCAGGCGCGCAGUCAAAGCAGAGUGAAUCUGGAACGAGGGUUCCUGAGGCAACAUCGCAGCAGAAAUCAGUGCUCAGAGACUACACUCCAGCCACUGUUGUGACUUGGCAUUGGCGGUUCACUGCUUUCCAUGAUGCAGUCAAGCGCUGCAAGAGUGGCUGUGCAGCUGCCGCCAUUUGAAAACUUAUGUAAAAGUAGCGACGUUCGCCGAAGCGGUCCCGGAACGCAAGCUUACGUGCCUCGUCUGCGACAAGCACCGCGCAGACUUAGCCAGUUCAGUCCCCCUGCAUUUUUCGGGCGCCUCCAUCCAAACUCAAAUGCAGACCUGCUGAGGCCCAUGGCGGCUGAUUCUUCCCACAUCUCCGCUGCAUCGGUCCAGUCGAGCCCCUUGGCAGACCAAGCAGCGGGCCCCUCGGUGCCACCAGAGUUUGUGGAGUUGGCCCACACGCUGGCGGACGCUGCGGGGGAGAUCACGCGGCGCUACUUCCGUACUGGCAUCAACGUGGAGAGCAAGGCUGAUGCCAGCCCUGUGACGCAGGCGGACCGAGCAGCAGAAGCAGCCAUGCGUGCACUGAUACACCAGCACUUCCCACACCAUGGAGUAUUCGGGGAGGAAGCGGGGCUGGAGUUGGGGGCAGGAAGCGGGGAGAACGUGUGGGUGCUGGACCCAAUUGACGGGACCAAGAGCUUCAUCACGGGCAAGCCCCUGUUUGGCACGCUCAUUGCGCUGGUCCACCGCGGCGUUCCCGUGGUGGGCGUGAUCGACCAGCCGGUGCUGCGCGAGCGCUGGCUGGGCGUGGCCGGCACCGCCACCACGCUCAACGGCACACCCAUUAGGGCGAGGCCCUGUGACGACAUCGCUGAUGCAUACAUGUACUCCACGACGCCCCACAUGUUCGAAGGCCGGACGGAAGAGGCCUGGUUACGGGUGCGGGAUGCGGUCCGCCUCCCGCUCUAUGGCUGCGACUGCUACGCGUACGGCCUGCUGGCGGCGGGGCACUGCGACCUCGUCGUCGAGGCGGACCUCAAGCCUUACGAUUACCUAGCAUUGGUGCCCGUGAUCGAGGGCGCCGGAGGCUUUAUCACGGAUUGGGCCGGCGCGCCUCUGACGUGGGACGCUCUCGAGUAUGCACAAGAGCCGGGUGCAGUUCCGACCUCGCAUGAGGUUGUUGCCGCUGGGGACAGGGGGGUCCUUGCCCAAGUCCUGGAGAAACUAGAUUGGAAAGACCAAGAACAACAUGGGAUGAUGGGUCUAAGUUGAAUUGUUUGGUCGAUCCCGGCUGACUAUGAAGGACAUUUUUUACCCCUAUGUGUUAUCGUUGCAUCAUUGCCUUAUUGCAUGUCGUUAAUAUUGUUUUAUGUCCGUGGC